This is a messenger RNA of Dictyostelium discoideum AX4, 1287 nucleotides long. It is a transcript of the gene psmC2, whose product is annotated as 26S proteasome ATPase 2 subunit. NCBI's taxonomy places the organism in Eukaryota, Evosea, Eumycetozoa, Dictyosteliales, Dictyosteliaceae. Gene Ontology annotation, cellular component: nucleus; cytoplasm. The record is from RefSeq and is a predicted model, not a curated record. The transcript has 3 exons. The coding region runs from base 1 to 1287 and encodes 428 amino acids. Gene Ontology annotation, molecular function: ATP hydrolysis activity; ATP binding.
AUGGUCAAUAAAGAAGAUGUUGAAGAUGAAUUAUUAAAUGAAACAGCACCAGUUGCAUUAGAUGAAGGUGAUAUUGCACUUUUGAAAUCAUAUGGUGUUGGACCAUAUUCAAAAUCAAUUAGAAUUUUAGAAGAGGAUAUUAAAAAGAUGACAUCAAAAGUCAAUGAACUUUGUGGAAUUAAAGAAUCUGAUACAGGUAUUGGACCACCUUCUCAAUGGGAUUUAGUUGUUGAUAAAACAUCUGCACAUGAAGAACCACCACUUCAAGUUGCAAGAUGUACUAAAAUUAUUGAUGUUGGAAAACCAAAUGCAAAAUAUAUUAUUACAGUUAAACAAAUUGCAAAGUUUGUUGUUGCAUUAGGUGAUAAAUUAUCACCAACUGAUGUUGAAGAAGGUAUUCGUGUUGGUGUUGAUAGAAAUAAAUAUCAAAUUCAAAUUCCAUUGCCACCAAAGAUUGAUGCUUCAGUAACAAUGAUGCAAGUUGAAGAGAAACCAGAUAUUACAUAUAAGGAUGUUGGUGGUUGUAAAGAACAAAUUGAAAAACUAAGAGAAGUAGUUGAGAUGCCAUUGUUGCAUCCAGAGAAAUUUGUAAAUUUAGGUAUUGAUCCACCAAAGGGUGUGUUGAUGUAUGGUCCACCAGGUACUGGUAAGACAUUGUGUGCUCGUGCCGUUGCAAAUCGUACUGAUGCCGCUUUUGUUCGUGUUAUUGGUUCAGAGUUGGUGCAAAAGUAUGUUGGUGAGGGUGCACGUAUGGUACGUGAUCUCUUUCAAAUGGCACGUUCAAAGAAGGCAUGUAUUAUCUUUUUCGAUGAAGUUGAUGCAAUUGGUGGUGCUCGUUUCGAUGAUGGUGCAGGCGGUGACAAUGAGGUUCAACGUACUAUGUUAGAGUUGAUCAAUCAAUUGGAUGGUUUCGAUCCACGUGGUAACAUUAAAGUAUUGAUGGCAACCAAUCGUCCAGAUACUUUGGAUCCAGCUCUUCUUCGUCCAGGUCGUCUCGAUCGUAAGGUUGAAUUUGGUUUACCAGACUUGGAGGGUCGUGCUCACAUCUUUACCAUUCAUGCCAAAACUAUGAGCUGUGCUCGUGAUAUUCGUUUCGAAUUAUUGGCUCGUCUUUGUCCAAACUCAACUGGUGCCGAUAUUAGAUCCGUUUGUACCGAAGCUGGUAUGUUUGCAAUUCGUGCUCGUAGAAAGGUUGUAAGUGAAAAAGACUUUUUAGAAGCUAUUGAUAAAGUUAUUAAAUCUUAUGCUAAAUUUAGUGCAACUUCAAGAUAUAUGCAUUAUAAUUAA